UCGCGCCUCUUUUCCUGCACACCCCUCCAACUUUCUCUUAUUUUUAUCCAUUUGUUUAUUCUCGCUUUUCCUUUUCUCCUCCUCCCUCCUCUCUCUUCUUCCGCCACCUCCAUUUCGUCCCUGAGAAUCCCCUGAUCCCUCCAGGAGCGAGCUCGGCUCGGUCUUCCCGGUCCCCUUCUCGAGGCGAGGCGGCUGCUUCCCGCAGUCUCCGGCUUGGCUGCCAGCCGCAUUCGUCGGAUCCUCUCCGCCGUCCGCGCAAGCAACCCCUCCAGGCCUCAUUCCACACUGAUACAAGCCAGCCAAGCCACCCUGGAUCGGAGGAAGGAGCUCUUCCUCCCCUCGCCUGCCGUGGGCAGCAGAUCCGCACGGACCUCUGCCUGGUCUCAUUCCUUCGUCGUCUUCUCGGACAUACCUCCAAGUUUGAAUGAUGGUUCUGGACUUUCAGUCUUGUUGCAGCAUCACGAGACAAAUCAAGAUACUAGUGCUAUGCAUGCUUCUUGAGAACCUUUUUGUGUGACGUCAAAUUAGCAGUUGAAGAUAAUCGACAUCGUAUUCAGUUUAUACCAUUUUGGCCCUUUGGUGUUCUGCAUCAGAUUUGCAGCAACCUGCACAGAUUCAGUUCAUGGUGGCUGGAUGAGCAGCUGAAAUGCUACUGGCCGUGGAGGGAGGAGGGUUUUUCUCAUCAUCAGCAUCAGGAUAUAGUCAUGGCCUUGCUCUCUUGCUGCUUGGACGGAAAAGUGAAGAGAAGCACGACAAUGGAUCUCCAUGCAGUCAUUACCGACUAGUAGGUCAAGAAGCUGAGCAUGAAUGCCCAGUGCCUUCAGGGAAAAAUGAUGUUCCUGGUAAAUGUGCUUCCUUUAUCUGCUUUGGCUGCACGCCUGCUAAGCUUGUGGGGGCAUCUCCACCAAAAUUGGGUUCAAGUAACAUCCCAGGGAGUUCUUCAGAACCACCAUCCAGCUCAUCAACUGGGACUGCAACAACUAAUGGUUCCAUCAAUGGAAGUGGGAGAAAAGGUUGUCUUAAGAACAACCUGAGAAGGGAUUCUUCAGAGCGUUCAACAUUAAGUUGUAGUGUGGAGCCGCGCGAGUCACUGGAGGAGGUGCAAACCUUGAGAUCUGGUAUGGAGCGGAGAAAAGUUCAGUGGACUGACACAUGUGGGAAGGAACUUUUCGAGAUAAGAGAAUUCGAAGUCAGCGAUGAUGGCCUGUCUGAAGAUGAUCUAGAAAAUGAGGGUUUCAGGAAAUGCGAGUGUGUGAUUCAGUAAUCUUGGCGUCUGCAAAGUGGCUUGGCCAAGACAGUGGAGUGGCCCACGGGAUGUUGAAGCUCUGGUUGGCCUGAUCACGACAAGAUGAAGAUGCACAGCUGCUGGCUUUGUGGCAAUCAAGCCAAACUGAUACUCAAGGAGGAUUUUGGGGACAUAUUAUUAUUUUGUAAUACUUUGGUUCUCAUGUUGAGUUAGUGCACAUAAUGUCUAGGGCUACAAUUUUGCAGUCGUUUAUUACUUUUCAUCUUUGAGUUUAUGUAACGUCUCGUUCAUUCAGUAGUGGCUGAGGAUGUUGUAUUGUUAUCUUGCUACCGUUCUGUUUUUUCUGUUGAUAUAUGAUUAUGCCGCGGCAUGAGAUGAA
Panicum virgatum (switchgrass) is the source of this 1625-nucleotide messenger RNA. RefSeq lists its product as uncharacterized. Lineage: Eukaryota; Viridiplantae; Streptophyta; Magnoliopsida; Poales; Poaceae. The coding region runs from base 647 to 1264 and encodes 205 amino acids. The record is from RefSeq and is a predicted model, not a curated record. The transcript is spliced from 4 exons.